GCCGGGUCCCACACGGGAAUCUGGGGGGAGCGCAUCUACACGAUCUCGCAUUCGAGCAUGGAGAACCGCAGCUUCCUCGCGUGGUCUGACGAGGAGGGGAAGCCUCGGGGCAGCUUGCGGCUCGGGCUCGAGCCGCUCUUGGGAGAGAGCAACAGCGAGGAGCUCACCAUCUCGCUGGAGCACGAUGGCCGCAAGCACAG
This is a messenger RNA of Prorocentrum cordatum, 200 nucleotides long. The record is from the annotation of a GenBank genome assembly. NCBI's taxonomy places the organism in Eukaryota, Dinophyceae, Prorocentrales, Prorocentraceae.